AUGUCAAUACAUUGUCGACAUGAGAAAAAAAAUCAAUUACCAUCAGAUGAUGAAGUAAAUACAAAACCUGUUGGUUAUACUCAUAUUAUUGACUCAAAAUUUGCACCAGAAAAACAUUUUGAACCAUGGAAUUUAUCAGAUAUUUCAAAAAAUCGAGAAUACUUUUCAAAUAAUAAAAUAACCAAUAAAGCAUCGUGUGAACCAUUGAAUCAGCCAUCUUCUUCACGUAAUUACGGAUGGAAUGAAAUUGAACAAAAUGAAGAGGAAAUAGAACGAUUACGUCAAUUACUUCCUAUUUGGGAUGCUGAACGUAUCGCUAUAUUAAAACUUCAACAUGAUUUAGAUAAAAAUAUUUUUAAACGUACACUUGACUAUAUUAAACGUAUAGGUCAAAGUAUUGGAUUAGGUCUUUGGUUAUGGGUACAUCGUCCAGCUAAUUGUUCUAAUAUUUCUAAUCUAUAUCAACAACAACAAAGAUCCCCUGAUUUAAUCUGUUCACCAUGUCCAGAUGUAUUAAAUGAUUCUUCAUUAGAAAAAAACCAUCAUAAACAGGAUUAUUUACUACCAUCGAUCGAGAGUUUAUCUGAUUCAUUCUGGCUUAAACGUCUCGUUCUGAAUGAACCACAAGAAUAUUUGCCUCCAAUAGUUAGAGCUAUGAAAAAUAUGCUCGAUAAUAAUGCACUUGUUUGGAAUUCUGAGAAACAAGAAGAAAGUGUUUGGCCACAUUUUAUAAAUCAAUAUCGAAUGACACAAAAUAAAUCAUUUCUUCGGAAUCUAUAUGGAAAUAAUGAAUAUGAAACAAAUUUCUCUCAAAAAUUAUCCUCAUCAUCCAAACAUACGACGAAUGAAAAGAAUUUAGAUAUACCAAUAAUGCCAACGAGUACAACUGGAAUAAAUAAAAAAUCACCUCGACAACUGGGUACUUCAGUACAACAGAAUACAAUCAUUCCUUCGAUACAUUUUACUAAAAAGCCGAUAAAACAAAAACAAGCACCGAAUGAGGUUACUAUUUCACAAUCAGUAGACAAUCAGUCUGUUCUCAAACCGCAUGCAUCAUCAUUGACGAAAGAUUCAAAUAAAAAUAUAAAACAAAAACAAGAUUUAAAAAAAAAACGUUAG
Molecule: messenger RNA, 1119 nt
Organism: Adineta steineri
Lineage: Eukaryota; Metazoa; Rotifera; Eurotatoria; Adinetida; Adinetidae
Source: the annotation of a GenBank genome assembly